Blepharisma stoltei is the source of this 1304-nucleotide messenger RNA. NCBI's taxonomy places the organism in Eukaryota, Ciliophora, Heterotrichea, Heterotrichida, Blepharismidae. The record is from the annotation of a GenBank genome assembly.
AUGGAAGGAGGAGCUCGCAGACUCAAUAUAAUCAACCAACACCUAACAGGAGAACCAAUUGAAGUUGUGAUUUGUGCAGCCUUUAGAACUCCUCUUACACGUGCUAAAAAAGGAGGUCUCAAAGACACCCCUGUUGAAGAGAUGCUUGCUCAACUCUAUGACCAUGUCAUCAAAACCACAAGACUUGACAAGGCAAAGAUUGAAGAAGUCGUCAUUGGCAACGUCCUAAAGGUUGGAUCAAAUGGUAUGGGUCUGAGACUUGCUCAGUUCAUGUCAGGCUUCCCAGAUACAGUCCCUUGCUACUCACUCAAUCGUAUGUGCGCAUCAGGACUCCAAUCUGUGGCUGAUAUUGCUAAUGCUAUUAAGGCUGGUCAAAUAAAAAUCGGAAUUGCAGGCGGUGCCGAAUCAAUGUCUCUCUUUGAAAUGAACAGCGCUGUUCACCCACCACUUCCUGAAAGAGCUUUCGAAAUCCCAGCAGCUGCAAACACCGUUCUUCCUAUGGGAAUCACCUCUGACAACGUCGUCAGCAGAUUCGGAAUCACCAGACAAAAGAUGGACCAAAUGGCUGUAGACUCCCACGCAAAGGCCGCCAAAGCCCAAGAAACUGGACUUUUUGAUGAAGAAAUCGUCCCUAUCAAGACAGUCGUCAAAGGAGAAAACGGUGAACAAAAAACUAUCACUGUGACCAAAGAUGACGGAAUCCGUAAAGGCACAACUUUACAGAUCCUCGGCAAACUUAGACCAGCUUUUAACCCUAAUGGAGGCACCACAGCAGGAAACAGCUCACAAGUCACUGAUGGAGCUGCUGUUGUUCUUUUGGCAAGUAGACAGGCUGCUAUUGAAAACAAUCUUCCAAUCCUCGCUAGAUUUGUGAGCUUCGCAGCUGUUGGAGUGCCACCUGAGAUUAUGGGAGUUGGCCCAGCUUUCGCCAUCCCAAGAGCUCUUCAAUUGGCUGGACUUACCAUUAAUGAUAUUGACAUUUUUGAAAUCAAUGAAGCUUUUGCCAGCCAAGCCACCUUCAGCAUUGAACACUUAGGAAUUGACAAGAAUAAAGUAUCCAAAAAUAUAAAGAAUAGUAAAUUAAUUAUUAAUAUAGGUUUAAUAGGAAUAUUUAUAUAAAAAAAAGGAUAAAUCCAAAAGGAGGAGCCAUUGCAUUCGGACAUCCUUUGGGCUGCACUGGAUCCAGACAGGUUGCAACACUUUUACCUGAGCUUAGAAGAACUAGAGGAAGAUACGGAGUCAUUAGCAUGUGCAUCGGAAGUGGUAUGGGCGCUGCGGCUGUUAUCGAAAAUUUAGUAAGAUAA